Messenger RNA from Bombus huntii, 793 nucleotides. It is a transcript of the gene Mesh1, whose product is annotated as guanosine-3',5'-bis(diphosphate) 3'-pyrophosphohydrolase MESH1. The transcript is spliced from 3 exons. The coding region runs from base 25 to 687 and encodes 220 amino acids. Gene Ontology annotation, molecular function: guanosine-3',5'-bis(diphosphate) 3'-diphosphatase activity. The record is from RefSeq and is a predicted model, not a curated record. NCBI's taxonomy places the organism in Eukaryota, Metazoa, Arthropoda, Insecta, Hymenoptera, Apidae.
GUGGCAUAACGCAACAGAUUAAACAUGGAGAAUGAUAUUUCUGUACCAUGUGUCAAUCACGAUCCAUUGACUGUAGUCGGAUCUUGCAAAUUAUGUUCCAGAGAAUUGACUAAUGCAGAAUUGUUAUCAAUAGUAAUCAAAUGUGCCAAUUUUGUAGCAAUAAAACACAAGGAUCAGAGGAGAAAGGAUGAAAACGAAACACCAUAUAUAAAUCACCCAAUAGGAGUAGCAAAUAUUUUGGUACAAGAAGGCAAUAUUCAUGAUCCUGUUGUAAUUAUAGCAGCUCUUUUACAUGAUACUGUAGAAGAUACUGAUACUACAUUUGAAGAGAUAGAAACUCAAUUUGGUACAGAGGUUCGUAACAUUGUUAAGGAACUAACCGAUGAUAAAAGCUUACCAAAAGUGGAACGUAAAAGAUUACAAAUAGAGAAUGCCCCUAAAUGCAGUCACAAAGCUAAAUUGGUAAAGCUAGCAGAUAAAUUGUAUAAUUUAAGAGAUCUUCAAAAAGCUAUACCAGUUGGUUGGUCAGAAGAUAGAGUAAAAGAAUACUUUAAGUGGGCCAAAGCUGUGGUUGAUGGAUGUCGCAGAACUAAUUUUAAUCUAGAAAGAGAGCUAGAUCUAAUAUUUGCAAAGAAGGUAUCCCAAGAUAGAGAAAGUUGUACAUGUAAAAGGCCAUUGAUAUCAUAAUGUUAAUGUUUUAUUAAAACAAUAAUUUUGAAAUUGAACAUUGCAAAAUGUAAAAAAAGGUAAAAAUAUAUUUGAAGCAUUAAAUAUUACAUAAUAUUACGUGAUA